AUGAAAAGAGGAAUUAUAACUAUUGUUCUGGUGGUGGGUGUGUGCUUAUUUGUGCUAUGGCCUGUGAUUGUAAGCAUGUGCAGCGGCAGUAGCAGCAACAGCAGUAAACUUAAAGAGAGUGGUAAAACGGGAAAGAAAAUGCUAAGAGUGAGGCACGGCCGUCCGUUUGUCGGAUGCAUACCCAUAAAAGAUGGAAAGAUAUUCCUAAUCAAUGGAAGAACAAAUAAAAAGCUUAUAUUCCCAAAGGGUGGAAUUGAGAGGGGUGAAGAGGGGUACUACUCAGCAGGAAAAGAGGCCUUGGAGGAGGCAGGUCUCAUAGGAAACAUUGACAAGGCUCCCUUUGCUAUGAUUCAUGGAAUAUACUGGUAUGUUCUAGAGGUGACAAAGGUUCUUCCUGAGUGGAACGAAAAGCAUGAAAGACUUCGAAUUGAAAUGGAUCCAGAGAACGUCCUUUACCACUCUGAGGUGCGAGCAGUCACAAAGAAUGUGGUCAAAGAGCUAAUCUUACAGGAGAACCGAACAAAGAAUCCGCGUAUAAAAAACUCAAGUUUUGUCAGCAAUGCAGGAGAAGAGAAGAGUAAGCCAAGUAAGCAUAAAGCAAGUGAAUAA
Molecule: messenger RNA, 609 nt
Organism: Nematocida ausubeli
Lineage: Eukaryota; Fungi; Microsporidia
Exons: 1
Coding region: 1-609 (202 amino acids)
Cellular component (GO): cytoplasm; nucleus
Source: RefSeq, a predicted model, not a curated record